AUGUUAUUUCCCUGAUUUUUUUAAUAAUUUUGAUGUGGGCUUCAGUUUUUUUUAAUUUUUAGAAUUUUGUGAUGCCAUCUUCUCCAUUUCUUGAUUUGUAUUUCAUAUGAGAUUUCAUUUUGUAAUUCUAGUUACUGUAUGCUGGUUUCUACCUGUAAAAAAGUUCAAUCUUUUAGUUGAGAAAAAGAGUGAAAGUUGAGAUGGAGACAUGUCUGGAUUUCAUUAGUCGGCUUGAUUACGAUGCUUCAAUGAGGAUUCUCAUGUGCUUGGAUGAUCCAUCUGAUCUCGUUCAUGUUAGUUGUGUUUCACAUUCUUGGCGACAUUUUGUGAUCACAAAUGGUCUUUUUAAGCAGCUGUGCAUGAGGAUGUUCCCUUCCUUGCAUAAUGUAGAGCAUGUUGCUGAACCAAAUUGUACGAAAAAUUCUUUGGAAAUCGGAUGCAGUAAUUCUGCGGAAAGGGAAACUCUGGCUAGAGAGCAUAGAGUUUAUGCCUUUUUAGCUCAUGGUUGUACAUCCUUUGCUGUUCGGGAGUGUAUUUCAGAUUCGAUAAUUGCUUCUAGCACUGAUAAUUAUCCAGAGGAAACCAUUCAUAAUACUUUGGAACCAAGAGACAGAGUUGCCAUUCAUAAUACUUUGGAACCAAGAGACAGAGUUGCGAGGAGAGCUUCAUACUGGUCAAGCAAAGGACAGAGUAAUCCUGUUGUGCCUGAGACACUUACAUAUAAGCUGGUUGCUGAUAUUUGUAUAAUCACAGAAAUCAGUGUGCGGCCUUUCCAAGCUUUUUUCCAGUAUGGUAAUCCUAUAUAUUCUGCAAAAUCAAUGCGGUUUAGGAUGGGUCAUCUCAAAGCGCCAAUGGAUGAUUCCAUGGUUGAGCCGUGUGAUAAUUUUGCUGAUGAAAAUUUCAUUUGGACUUAUAUCUCCCCAAAGUUUGCAAUGGCUCAGGAGAAUCGCCUACAGAGUUUCAAGCUUCCAGAACCUGUUCUUUGCAUUGGUGGAAUCUUGCAAGUUGAGCUGCUGGGUCGUGUCCAGAAACAAGAAAUGGAUGGCCUAUUCUACAUAUGCAUAUCUCACGUUCGAGCAAUGGGCAGACCGUUAUCUCCUGCAUUCGGUGUUGAAAUACUUGAACCUUCUGGAAAGUUUGUGUUGAAAGCGCAGAGUUAUGAACAACCAAAAGUUGGUGAAAAUGGGUCCUGCGAAUCCCCAGAUGCGAACAUGGAAGAGCGUGUGAGAGAUCUAGAGCAGAUAGUGAAUUUGCUACGGGGACAAGGUGUAAUCGUUGAGUAUGAAUGGAAUGAAGAUGAUGAAUCAGGUGACGAGAUGGCUCUCUAAACCUAUUUUCUAGAUUGGAACAUAAAUAUUCUGGUAAGUUGUUUCAGAAUGAAUAACAACGCAUUGGAAUGUUCAUCUUUGAAGCUGAGUGUAGAAUUUUCUGGGAACCUUUUUGUACUUGAUAAAGGUGUUCUGUUCAACACCUCUCAAGUCGAGCGGUUUAAAAUGUCACUUCUCUUUCGAGUUAUCACUGUUUUGUAAAUUUGAACAUUUCCUGUUUCGAGUGUGGAAUGGAAUAAUAAUCUCUAAGAUUCAGUUUAGUUUUGUA
Mercurialis annua (annual mercury) is the source of this 1596-nucleotide messenger RNA. RefSeq names its product F-box protein At4g00755. The record is from RefSeq and is a predicted model, not a curated record. The transcript has 6 exons. Bases 201 to 1328 code for a protein of 375 amino acids. Gene Ontology annotation, molecular function: protein binding. NCBI's taxonomy places the organism in Eukaryota, Viridiplantae, Streptophyta, Magnoliopsida, Malpighiales, Euphorbiaceae.